CCAUGGAUUUGGUGGAAAAGUUGAAGAAACUUUCCGUUUUUCGUGUGGAUUCGCUAUCAGCAGAGGAAGUUUACUUUAAAACAACUCGCCUCAUUGAUCUAAUCAAUUUGGGAGCUGGCAACUCGAACUUCAUUCGAAAAUGGGAUUUUCUGAACUUAAGAUUCUUUCAAGGCAUCAACACAUUAUUUCUGUACCUGUAUUGUGUAUAUCUUACGACCAGCUACUACAUCGACGAUAUGGAGGAAUUAUUGUUCUGCGUUGCUACUUUUGGAAUUUCCAUUCAGUGUUCUGCUUUCAUCUAUCUUUUUGUGCUUCGACGGGGAAAGAUUCUGGAUGUACAUGACCUCAACGUUGAUUACCACAAACUGAAGACGGUUUUGGAUCCGAAAAUUCAAGAAUCUCUUCGUAGCAGCUCAUCGAUUGCCUAUCUAGCCGUUGUCCUUACAAUUAUUGUUUAUAAUGUGAUGAUCCUGAUAAUGACUAUGAUGCCAGUCGUUUACACCAUUCAAACUGGUCACAAAGCGCUGCCAUAUGCUUUCAAAAUGUUUUUCGAAGACACGUGGACGUCUUAUACGUUGAAUUUUCUUAUUCAAAUGAACUGUCAAUAUUACGUGUCGAUUUGCACAGUAACUUCAAAUUGUACUCUGAUAGUGCUGUUGUUGACCGCUUUUGGGCAGAUCGAUGCCAUCAUAACUCUUUUCAAGCAACUUAACGAUAUGGUACAGCGUCCUGAUAUUCCUCAUGAAUCUUUGGAGAAAAAACUCAAGGAAAUUAUAGCACUACACCAAUGCCAUCGAAAUUACUUGAGCAACAUUGUGGACGUUUUCGAUGUUUAUUAUCUCAUUGUUAUUAGCUCGUUAUGCUCGUGUAUGGCAAUUUCCUUGACUGCGAUUGUUAUCGUGAACUGGUACGUUGGAGUUGUGUUCAUUUGUUUCUCGUCAGCUCAAAUUUUUUAUAUGUGUUUCCUCGGGGCACAGCUGCAAAUGAAGAGCGAGGAUUUGGCCCUUCAUGUUACACAAUUCGAAUGGUAUAAACUACCAGUUGUUCAUCAACAAUCCAUCAUGAUGGUGAUAUGCGCCUGUCAGACACCCAUCAAUCUUUCAGCAGUGUUUGAAACGUUGAACUAUGAAGCAUAUCUAAAGGUUCACAAAGGCGUGUAUUCAAUUUUUAUGUUUUUGAUCAGUUCUGAACAGUAAAUUUAUACGAAUAAAUCUGGAAAUUGACCAGGAUUGAAAAAAAAAAAUGAAAACCGGAAACCCAUAAUUGUUGAAAUAGACAUCACCUGCACCCGAAAUAA
This is a messenger RNA of Uranotaenia lowii, 1297 nucleotides long. RefSeq lists its product as uncharacterized. The record is from RefSeq and is a predicted model, not a curated record. Gene Ontology annotation, molecular function: odorant binding; olfactory receptor activity. Gene Ontology annotation, biological process: detection of chemical stimulus involved in sensory perception of smell; sensory perception of smell. Gene Ontology annotation, cellular component: plasma membrane. Lineage: Eukaryota; Metazoa; Arthropoda; Insecta; Diptera; Culicidae. The coding region runs from base 3 to 1196 and encodes 397 amino acids. The transcript has 5 exons.